This is a messenger RNA of Mesoplodon densirostris (Blainville's beaked whale), 2590 nucleotides long. It is a transcript of the gene SLC25A53, whose product is annotated as solute carrier family 25 member 53. The transcript has 2 exons. The coding region runs from base 95 to 1015 and encodes 306 amino acids. Lineage: Eukaryota; Metazoa; Chordata; Mammalia; Artiodactyla; Ziphiidae. The record is from RefSeq and is a predicted model, not a curated record.
GGGCUGCGGCACACAGGCGCGGGAGCCGGUGCGGUGUCAAGUCCAGCUCGGACUCUCGGACUGGGCCGAUUUGCAUUUUACCCUUAUCUUCAGCAUGGGGGAACAGAACCACUCUCCCGGGAAGGAGCUUCAGCACUGGACACGAACAGAGUCUCCGGGAAAGAGAAGCUGGCACUCCCAGGCCUACGCCCUUGGGGCCGUUUCCAACUUUAUGUCUACCUUUCUGACCUUUCCUAUCUAUAAGGUUGUGUUCCGGCAACAGAUCCAUGCUGUGGCGGUGUCAGAGGCUGUGCGGCAGCUUUGGCAUGAAGGCCCUCAAUACUUCUACCGGGGAAUCUACCCGCCUCUUCUCUCCAAGACGUUGCAAGGGACGCUGCUGUUUGGGACUUAUGAUAGCCUGCUGUAUUGUCUCUCCCCUGUUGGGCCACACUCCCUGGGACACCGCUGGGCUGCAGGGCUCAUGUCUGGUGUAGUGGAGGCUGUGGCACUCAGCCCCUUUGAAAGGGUGCAAAAUGUGCUCCAGGAUGGUCGCAAGCAAGCUCGCUUUCCCAGCACCUUCAGCAUUCUCAAGGAAUUCCACUCUUAUGGGCUUUGGGGGCGGCUGUCGCUGGGUUACUAUCGCGGGUUCUGGCCUGUCCUUAUCAGGAACAGCCUGGGGAGUGCUCUGUAUUUCUCCUUCAAGGAUCCCAUUCAGGAUAGCUUGGCAGAGCAAGGCCUGCCCCAUUGGGUUCCUGCUUUGGUGUCUGGGAGUGUCAAUGGAACAAUCACCUGCCUAGUUCUGUAUCCUCUGAUUGUGCUAGUUGCCAAUAUGCAGUCCCAUAUUGGCUGGCAGAGCAUGCCAAGCCUGUGGGCCUCUGCCCAGGACGUGUGGGACACUCGGGGCCGAAAGGUGUUCUUGAUCUACCGUGGAGGUUCCCUGGUCAUCCUAAGGUCCAGCGUGACAUGGGGCAUCACUACUGCUAUCCAUGACUUCCUCCAGAGGAGGUAUCAUUCCAGGAAAGAGCUGAAAGACUGACUAGCUGCAGGCAGUGUGGCCAUGGCAACUUGUUAUCCUAAGCCUUCCUGGGUUGGUUUAAAUAGCUUACUUCUUUAGCUUGGUCACCUAAGAAAACUAUUCUUUAGCAUCUUUCAACUGUCAUUGCACUCGAGAAGUUCCCAACUACCAGCCUGUUGGGCAAAGACAAAGCCAACAGCGUUCCUUGGUUAGCAAAAGAAAUUCACCCCGGUCUAUCCACAGCUUCAACAGGCUCAGACCCAGGAAGCCUUUAAGUAACUUGUAACCCACAUGAAAUGUCAUUCCUUUAAGGAAUUCACUGACUCUAAAAGAUGUGAAUAAGAGGAGACUCUAAAAGAUGACCUUAAUUAGGCACUGUGAGUUCCAGGACCCCUCCAGUUGUCCUCUGGACCAAACUUAGUGGAGGACCAGGAAUUCCAAUUUCAGAGAACUAAGCUUGACCCUUAGGAUGGGGAUUCCAUAGACUUUCUCAGAUGGCUACAUUUUCAUGACAUUGUUCACUACUCCUGCCACCACCACUCUCACUUCUCAAGGCUAUGGGUGAUAGUUUCAGGGUAGCAGUUAUGGCUGGAAAUCCUGAGUUAGACUUGCCUCAACGGAUCAUGUGCCACAAGAACUGGUGGGAGUGGGAAGAAGUGUGGUCCCUGGAUGGAUGGGAAGAAUAGACUUUGAGGGAAGAGGUUUAGUUGCAUGCAGAAUAGAAAAUUCUACUAUAGGUUGAUUGGUGUUAAAUGCUGGGACAUUUUUGUUAGCAAGGCAAUAACAUUGCCUAGAAACCACAUGAGUUUCCCUAAGAAAUCUGGAACUGAAAUAACUAUAUCUCUUCAUAAAUAAUUGCAUAUUUUAUUGCUGUGGAUAAAUAUAGUUACUGUGACAUAAGUUAAAGAUCUGAAAUUAUAGCCUGUCAUUCAGAGCCAUUCAAAAUAUGGUCCCCAUAAAGCUUGUAGCAUUUUAUCACACCAUUCCCACUUACACAGAUCCUAUAUCCUAGCCAAACUGGACUACUGUUCCCUCCCCAAACAUGCCACUAGCUUUCCCAUGGCCAUGCUUUGGCCCACACUAUUUUCUCCACCUGCAAUACCCAUUCUCCACAUGCCAGUCUGCCAAAAUCCUUCCAGUUUCUCAAAGCCCAGCUCAGAUGCCACCUUCUCUAAGGAGCCUUUUCUGAUUAUCCCUAACUGAAUGUGAUUGCCCCUAACUGAAUGUGACAUUAGUCUCAUGUGAUGCCCCUCUCCAAUAUUCAUAUGUGGCACUGAUUCCAUUACGUCACUGAUUUCAUGUGGUCCUAUGUUCUUGAUAUUCUUCAAUACCUCCUACUAGACUGUAAAACUCCUUGAAAGCAGGGAUUCUUGUACACAUUUUUAAAUCUCCUAUUGUACUUAGGUGCUCAAUAAUGUUGGCUGAAUUAUUGAAUUGAUUAUCAAGCUGUGAUAUGGUCUUUAUCCUCAGGGUGCUGUCCCUUGUACAUGAAGAUAAUGUUAUUGAUUCACUGUCAUUAAGACCUGCCUUUGGGGUGUGGUUUUUGCUUUAUUAGUGGAUUUAGUUUUGUGCUAAUGAUAAUGAUGCUGCUGCUGA